UGUGUGUGUGUGUGUGUGUGUUUCCAGACAGGAUCUGGGUGUCUAAGCCUAGUCGGCUUGAAGCUUCUCCCAGACUGGCCUGGACCUCUUAGCCUCCUGCUUUUGUGUUCUGAAAGCUGGAGUCAGAAGCACGUGUCAGUCGUCACGCUAGGCUUUCCUUUUCUUGCUUUUCAACUAUUUGUCUGUUUGAGACCAAGUCUAUGUCGUCCUGGCUCUCUUGGCACUCCCUACGUAGACCCCACUGGUCUGGAGCUCACAGAGCUGCCUCUGUCCCCCUCGAGUGCUGAGUGCUGGGAUUGAAGGCAGUGUGAGGCUCCCCCAAACCUUCCCACCCCCAUAAGGUUUUUCUGUCAAUUCAAAGAAAGAACUAAAGAGUCAAACUCAGAAUCCUAUUCUAAGAACACAGACACUCAGGUACCUACCAUGGUGUUGGACCCUGAAGAAAAGAUGCCAGAUGAUGGCGCUUCUGGAGACCAUGGAGACUCUGCCAGCCUCAGUGCCAUCAAUCCUGCCUAUAGUAACUCCUCCCUCCCUCAGUCCACUGGGGACUCUGAGGAGCCUUUCACCACAUACUUUGACGAGAAGAUCCCCAUUCCUGAAGAGGAGCACUCUUGUUUUAGCUUUCGUAAACUGUGGGCGUUCACGGGGCCUGGCUUUCUUAUGAGCAUUGCCUACUUGGAUCCAGGAAACAUCGAAUCUGAUUUGCAGUCUGGGGCAGUGGCUGGAUUUAAGUUGCUCUGGGUGCUUCUGUUGGCUACCAUUGUGGGGCUGCUGCUCCAGCGCCUUGCAGCUAGACUUGGAGUGGUCACCGGCUUGCAUCUAGCUGAAGUGUGUCACCGUCAGUAUCCCAAGGUCCCACGGGUCAUCCUGUGGUUGAUGGUGGAGUUGGCGAUCAUUGGUUCUGAUAUGCAGGAAGUCAUUGGCUCAGCCAUCGCCAUCAAUCUCCUGUCGGCAGGAAGGAUUCCCCUGUGGGGAGGAGUUCUCAUCACCAUUGCAGACACUUUUGUCUUUCUCUUUUUGGACAAAUAUGGGUUGCGGAAGCUGGAAGCAUUUUUUGGCUUUCUCAUCACUAUUAUGGCCCUCACAUUUGGAUAUGAGUAUAUUACAGUGAAGCCCAGCCAGAGCCAAGUGCUCAGGGGCAUGUUCGUGCCGUCCUGUUCAGGCUGCAGCACUCCACAGAUUGAGCAGGCUGUGGGCAUCGUGGGAGCUGUCAUCAUGCCACACAACAUGUACCUGCAUUCUGCCUUAGUCAAGUCUAGACAGGUAAACCGGGCCGAUAAGCGGGAAGUCCGGGAAGCCAACAAGUACUUCUUCAUUGAGUCCUGCAUUGCGCUCUUUGUUUCCUUCAUCAUCAAUGUCUUUGUCGUCUCGGUCUUUGCUGAAGCAUUUUUUGGGAAAACCAACAAUCAGGUGAUUGACGUCUGUAGGAAUAGCAGCAGCCCCCAUACUGGCCUCUUUCCUAAUGACAACUCAACUCUGGCUGUGGACAUCUACAAAGGGGGUGUUGUGCUUGGAUGUUAUUUUGGGCCUGCGGCUCUCUACAUCUGGGCAGUGGGGAUCCUGGCUGCAGGACAGAGCUCCACCAUGACAGGAACCUAUUCCGGCCAAUUUGUUAUGGAGGGAUUCCUGAACCUAAGAUGGUCACGUUUUGCCCGAGUGAUCCUGACACGCUCUAUUGCUAUCAUCCCCACUCUCCUUGUUGCUGUCUUCCAAGAUGUAGAGCAUCUAACAGGGAUGAAUGACUUCCUGAAUGUUCUGCAGAGCUUACAGCUUCCUUUUGCUCUCAUACCCAUCCUCACCUUUACCAGCCUGCGGCCAGUGAUGAAUGAGUUCUCCAAUGGAAUAGGCUGGAGGAUCGCUGGUGGAAUUUUGGUCCUUAUCGUCUGCUCCAUCAACAUGUACUUUGUAGUGGUUUAUGUCCAGGACCUAGGGCACUUGGCACUGUAUGUGGUGGCUGCGGUGAUCAGCGUGGCUUACUUGAGCUUUGUGUUCUACCUGGGUUGGCAAUGUUUGAUUGCCUUGGGCCUUUCUUUCCUGGACUGUGGUCACACGGUAAGCAUCUCUAAGGUCCUGCUGAGCGAAGACACCAACGGUGGCAACAAUACUAAGUAAACACUGGGUCAGUCUGUCUGUCGGUGCAGGAGCCAUCAGAGCCAGUGUGUUUCUAUGGUUCACUGUGUGAACAUAGCCACAAGUAUGUGCUGUUGCACACACUUCAUUUAGGACUCAACGAGUAGUUGGGAAAUACUUUGUUUCUUGUGUGUUGAGGUCUUUGUUUUGUUUUUGUGAAAUAGGAUAUUGCUAUGAAACACUAGGUAGCCUAAACUCACUGUGUAGCCCAGGCUGCCCUCAAACUCACGACAAUCCUGUCUCAUACCCCUGAGCACUGAGAUUAUGGGCAUGCACUACCGUGCCUGGUUUUUCCCAUGUGUGCUUACAAGGUGAUUAUUUUUGAAGGGGUGAGUCUCACCCUGUAGCAUUGACAGCCCCUAGAGAAAGUGACCCUUGAGCUGCUUUAAACACUAAGUCCCUAGGUAGCUGUCCAAGGGCGAAUAGCAUUUUAUGUUCUUAAAACUUUAUGAAUUAGGGAUAUAGUAAACUGAAAUUAUGUUUCCAUUGGGUGAUUAAGGAUAUAGUAGCUCCAGGCACGCAAAUUUUUAUCAAAGGAUAAUGGAUAU
Molecule: messenger RNA, 2678 nt
Organism: Myodes glareolus (Bank vole)
Lineage: Eukaryota; Metazoa; Chordata; Mammalia; Rodentia; Cricetidae
Source: RefSeq, a predicted model, not a curated record